AUGAAGGUGAUAGCUUUUACUGAGACUUGGCUCAAUUGUAAUAUAAAUAAUUCUGAAUUGAUGGACUCUCGUUACGUGAUUUAUCGUAGGGAUAGAGUUAUUACAGCCACGUCCAAACAGGAUGGGGGAGGAGUGUUGCUGGCGGUCUCUAAAGAACUCCAAUCAAGGAGAAUGCCUGACUGGGAGAGCGCAGGCGAGGAUCUAUGGGUUGUUGUUGAUGUUGAUCUUUGUGGUAAAUCUGAGAAGUUGGCUUUGUGUGUCGUUUAUCUACCUCCUACGUCUAGCACGCAAAUGAAGUUAAAAACCUUGAGUGAUUUUUUAAACUCUGCCAGUCGCGUCUUACUAAAAAUGAAUAAAGUUGUCAUAUGUGGCGAUUUUAAUUUAAGUUUUAUUGAUUGGGUGUUUGAUAAGGACACUCUGCAGAUUAUUCCUAGCAAUUAUAAUAACUCUAUUGGUACCGCGUUUGUUGAUUUUAUGCUUACUAAUAGUUUGAAUCAAAUAUGCGCUGUUCGAAAUUGUGAUGACAGGAUCCUGGACCUGGUCCUUACUAAUGUUUCUGGUGGUUCGGUUGUGCAAUCUUCAGACUUACUAAGUAAGCUUGAUCCGUUCCAUCCAAGUUUCGAGAUAACAUUUAGCCUUUCACCGACGUGUUUUUUGCGUCCAGUAUUGGGAGAUUAUCGUAGUUUCUACAAAGCUAAUUAUGAUAGAAUUCGGCAGCACUUGGGUGAAAUUGACUGGAGCGAGAGGUUUAGUCAUUGCGAUGAUGUCGAUAGUAUGACAUUAUCUUUCUAUAAUGAAUUAUAUAGUGUCAUAGACGCUAAUGUGCCUUUGACGACUAUGAAGAAGUCAAGGCAUCGACCGCCCUGGUAUACUAACGCUCUUGUAGGAAUGCUCACCGAAAAGGAAAAGAUUAGAAAAAGGUACGCCCGUUAUAAAAAUCCCCGUGAUCAUUUGGAGUUAAAAAUUUUGAGAAACCUUUGCCAUAAUUUAAAUAAAACUUGUUUAUCUCGUUAUAAAAGACGCAUGGAAGAGAGUAUUCAGAAGAAUCCCAAAACUUUUUGGCGUUAUAUAAAUAAAAAACGUAAUGGCGAUAACUCUGUCCCUUCUGUGAUGGAUUCUGGUAGUGAGUCUGCGAAUUCUGGUCAAUCUAUAGCGCAGUUAUUAGCUGAUCAUUUUUCCUUAGCCUGUAGUGAUUCUCAGCCUGUUUUACCGCUGUCUGUCGAGUCAAGUUUUAGUAAAAUAUCUGUCGUUUGGUAA
Molecule: messenger RNA, 1257 nt
Organism: Melitaea cinxia (Glanville fritillary)
Lineage: Eukaryota; Metazoa; Arthropoda; Insecta; Lepidoptera; Nymphalidae
Exons: 1
Coding region: 1-1257 (418 amino acids)
Molecular function (GO): catalytic activity
Source: RefSeq, a predicted model, not a curated record